AUGGCGAACGCCCACCGGACCAACGUUCUGGUCACUUCGUGUUUGAAAACGCCGGUAGACCCGCACACCAAAGCGCCUUUAGCUUCAUACGAGAGGGAGCGAGUCCUGCCUUACUCGGCUACGGGUCACAUGGACAACCGGGACUACGAGAAGGAGCUGGAGUAUGAGGACUCGGGCUCUGAUUUCUGUGAUGAGGAUUGUCUGGGGAAAGGUGGUCCUCUCGCGAUAAACGACUGGAGAGCAGCAGGAGACCGCCUCGACCUGAGUGACAUCUUCUUCUCCAAUGAGGAGUACUAUAGCAAGCUGGAGGAGCUGAAGAAGGCCCACCUUCGCACCAUGGCCGAGCUGGAGAGCAUGUAUCGGCGAAAGCUGCAGCUCAAGUCCAUGGAGCCUUUAGACAUGAUAACGCUGGAGACAGGACACAGGCCACCAUGGUCAAACACCAGCCCAGCAGCUUCACGCCGUUUGAGGAAGUCCCACUCUGCUGUUGAACUCAGGAGGAGUUCAGGACGAUCGGACUCAUCAGAUGAGGAUGAAGCUGCCAGUAACGAUGUGGAGAAGGGCCUGCUCUUCUCUCCCAAAGAACACAUUAAGAACAUGUGGAGGGACUUCAAGCUGUCCCCUUCCAACCGUCACGUGUCGUCUUCCUCACUGCACAGCCUGCCAGGAGACCGGAAGAGAUCAGGAAAGGGAAAAAGCAGGAAGAGGCAGGUGCUUAAAGACGGGGAGCAGGAGAACUGGAAGCACAGAGUGACCAUCCCAAAACCUUUCCGGAUGACCCUGCGUGAGGCUGAGAGACGGAAGCGUGGCAUAAAGACGCGUUCAGAGAUCGAACUGGAGAACGCAGAGCUGCGGCGGCAGCUCGAAGAACUGACAGAGUGCCAGAGGAAGUUCCGUGCCAGCCCCGUACCUGCACAUGUCCACCUCCCACUUUAUGAAGAACUGCAGGAGCGGAAAGAGGAGCGGCGGCGAAACAUCCGAGAACGAGAGGAGCAGCAUCUUCAAACCAUCCAGAAACCUUUCAGCUUCCUGGAGAGGGAGCGAGUAAAGAAGGAGCAGAAGCAGCAGCGUCAACCACAACCAUCCGACCAGGAGAAAGUCAAGCCCUUCAAAGCCAAGCCUGUGCCUAAGUCAGUGUAUGCAGCAGCAUCAGGGGAGCUGAUGAAGGAGGAGCAGCUGUAUCGGUCUAUCAAGAUACAGAUGAGAGCCCAGGAGUUGCUCCAGAGUUCUUCAGUGCCUCCCAGCAUGCUUGCACGACGACUCGGCGAACGCAAAAAGACCAAAGAUGCCAGCAAUGCAGCUGGAGGGGAUAACGUCUUCACCCACAGGCCCCAGAUCAACAAAGAGGUUCCUGACUUCAACGCCAGUCACCGACGCUUCCAGAAACACCUGGAGAAACGAAAGGAGGUGAAGCCUACAACCACAUGCGAACCCUUCGAUCUGAGGACGUCGCAGAUCUCCUCGCACCGUGAACGCAUCCUGGCCGACAUCGAGAAGGAGCAGGGCAGCCCUCGGUUGCUGCGCUGGCCAUACAUCAGCUCCGGGCCGGCUCGGACGCCAAACUCCAGCCUCUGCUCGUCUCUCUCCGGCAGCCUGGAGCUCCUGCCUGCCAAAUUCACAGAUGCUACCAAAAAGCGCCACGAGGCUGUGAGAAAGGCGCUCGAGCAGAGGAAGAAGGCUGAGGAGGAGGAGGAGCGGUGGAGGGAGAAGCAGAAGCAGAGAGAGAAGAAGCUGCAGAGGGUGGUGCUGAAGCGUGCCCAGGCCAACGACCCCCACCUGGCGCUUUCACAGACCCACCAGACUAAACUCAAACAAUUCAGGAAACAAGACCUCCAGCGCCGGAAAGAAUACCAGCAGGAGAUUAAAGAGAUGGAGCAGAGAGUGAAGGGGAGGCCGCUGCUGUUGGAGCAGGUGGCACAGAGGAAUGCUAAACAGGCGGCCGAGAAGCGCUACACAGACGCUCUGCAUGGAAAUGAUCUGACUGAGGAGUUCAUCAGCUGCAAGGCAGUGAAAUCAGGAUCCGCACGCAGCGCCUCCCAGUCCAGCGACAGCAAACAGGGUGAACAAGAGGAGCUAGACAUGGGGUAUCAGCCUGUUCGCUACAGAAAGGUCUUCCUGGAUGACGAAGACGUGGAUGAUCCAGACGAGAGGGAACAUUGGAAAGAGGAUGAGGAGAUUGAGGAGGCUUCAUCAAACCUCUGCGAUGAUGAGGACCCCAGCAGUCGCCGCUCAGACGAGGAUGACCGUAGUGACGAUCACCACCACUCUGAUGAGAGUUACCACUACUCAGACGAUCAUGAGAAUUAUUCAGACGACAGCGAGCAUGAUGCUGACGCUAGACAGCUGGAGGCAGGAGAAUGAUGUCUGCAAACAUCCUGGUGUAAGUGGCCACGUUCAAAAACUCUGAAGGAGAAAACUGAGCAAAACUGGACACUUUAAGUGAGAAGGAACACUGAGGAUGAAGCUCCAUACUCCUGGAAUUUAACAUGUUAUAUUUUACUGUAAAUAUUGUGCACAUAAAUAUGACUUUGCAUCUGAAAUCCCUCCCUCGUUCAGUGAUACUUGAAAAGCACUUGUUAGUUUAGUCUUCAGUGACCAGG
Molecule: messenger RNA, 2600 nt
Organism: Toxotes jaculatrix (banded archerfish)
Lineage: Eukaryota; Metazoa; Chordata; Actinopteri; Toxotidae
Gene: fam161a
Product: FAM161 centrosomal protein A
Exons: 7
Coding region: 1-2361 (786 amino acids)
Biological process (GO): cilium organization
Cellular component (GO): cilium
Source: RefSeq, a predicted model, not a curated record